Molecule: messenger RNA, 2196 nt
Organism: Andrographis paniculata
Lineage: Eukaryota; Viridiplantae; Streptophyta; Magnoliopsida; Lamiales; Acanthaceae
Product: probable LRR receptor-like serine/threonine-protein kinase RKF3
Exons: 1
Coding region: 151-2091 (646 amino acids)
Biological process (GO): protein phosphorylation
Molecular function (GO): protein kinase activity; ATP binding
Source: RefSeq, a predicted model, not a curated record
AUGAGUCGACGACUCCCCUCUUUCUCAGAAACCCACCUCCAUCUUCAUCUUGCUUCAGCUUCUACUUCUGCUUAGCUAUGGCUAAUCCCCAAAUUGGAAACCCUAAUUUCAGUAUCGUGUAAUCCGAUUUAGGGUUUUCUACAGCCAUAGAUGUCUCGCUUCGUCUACCUUCUUCUUCUUCAGCUACUGUUUACAGACUUAUUUACUUCGUCGGCGUCCUUGAUCUCCGACGGCCGUGUUUUCCGCCGGAAUCUCCUCCAAAACGGCACCGUUUCAUCCCGAUGUCCGCUCAACUUCGAUGUCCUCCGCCGAUUGGAUCCCGGCGGCGGAUGGCGGCCGAAUCUAGACAGCCGAUUGGAGUGCCAGUACGCGCUUCAGGGCCUCCGUCUCGUCCUGUCGGAGCAUCUCCGACUCACCGGAAUAUUCCUCCCGCCGAUCGAGACGGCGGAGGCCUGCUGGGACAGUUACGACAAAUUAGUCGACGGCUACGUCCCUAAUUUCGACGUUCGCCGGCGAUGCAGCUUCCAGACGCCAUGGAUCUCGACGGGAUGUAUGAACAUAACCACGCGCGUGGAGUUCGAGUCCCUAGUUCCGCCACGCGCCGCCGCCGACGUCGUCUCCGCCUGCAACCAGUCUCUCCUCAACAACUCCCCCUGCGCCUCCUGCAUCACCGCCAUCUCCGCUAUGCAGGCGUCUCUCGCCGGACCUUCUGCUGCCACCAUCGCCGACUGCACCGCCCUCCCCUUAAUCUACGCCGCCGCCUUCGGCAACCACUUCGGCCCCACCGACGCAGGCACCGCCAAGUGCCUAUUCAACCUCAACUUCUCCCCCCCUAAAUCCAACACCAAAUCCAAAACAACCGCCAUCGCCGCCGCCGUCUCCGCCUCCACCGCCGCCGCAAUUCUCCUCCUCCUCCUCCUCUGCUACCUCCGCCGGAGAAGAAAACCUAAAUUCCCCAAUUCCAACCCCCAAAUCAAUCUAACCUCCGGAUUAAACUCCAUCAACCAAAGCACAACCCUAAUCCAAUUCAAAUUCGACGAAAUCAAAUCAGCAACCAACAAUUUUUCCCGAAACAACAUCAUCGGCAAAGGCGGUUACGGCAACGUCUACAAAGGCAUUCUCCCCGACGGCUCCGAAGUAGCCUUAAAACGAUUCAAAAACUGCUCCGCCGCCGGCGACGCCAUUUUCACACACGAAGUAGAAGUAAUCGCCAGCGUCCGCCAUGUCAAUCUCGUCGCCCUCCGCGGCUACUGCACCGCCACGACGCCAUUAGAAGGCCACCAACGGAUAAUAGUCUGCGACCUAAUGAAGAACGGCAGCCUCCACGACCACCUCUUUGGAUUAUCCGAUCGAAAGCUCGGCUGGCCGGCAAGGCAGAGGAUCGCGAUCGGGACAGCCAAAGGCCUCGAGUAUCUACACUACGGCGCGCAGCCGGGGAUAAUUCACCGCGACAUUAAGUCGAGCAACAUUCUUUUAGACGAAAAAUUCGAGCCCAAGGUCGCAGAUUUCGGGCUCGCAAAGUUCGCGCCAGAAGGGAUGACGCAUUUGAGCACGAGAGUCGCGGGAACAAUGGGAUACGUCGCGCCCGAGUACGCACUCUACGGGCAGCUGACCGAGAGGAGCGACGUGUACAGCUUUGGGGUCGUGCUUCUCGAGCUGCUUAGCGGGAAAAAAGCGCUGAUGGCUGUCGACGACGGGCAGCCGACGCUCGUCACGGAUUGGGCAUGGUCGAUGGUUAGGAAAGGUCGGGCGAUGGAUGUCGUGGAAGAGGGAAUGCCGGAGUUGGGUCCGGCCGACGUUUUGGAGAAGUACAUUUUGGUGGCCGUCUUGUGUUCGCAUCCGCAGCUAUACGCCCGACCGACGAUGGACCAGGUCGUGAAGAUGUUAGAUGUUGACACCGCCGAGCCCGUUCCUUCGAUACCCGAAAGGCCCAUUUCGCUCAUCGCGAAUAUGGCUGACAUCGAGAGGUCCGCGAAUAGUAGCGAGUCGGGCCGGCUUUCGACCCCCGGCGGUUACCAAGCAUACACAUUCGACAAACAAUCGGUGGAGGCCGUGGUCGAGGUCGCGGAAAAAGGACAUGAGAGUAGAUAGCAUUGGUUACAAUGAAGUCACGACUUAUUCUUUUGUUAUUUGAUUUCUUUCUCUUCACUAUAUAUUUUCUCUGAAAAAUAUUAUUUUUAUUUCUUUUUUUUAUAA